AUGUCAGGAAAAUGGCACAACAAAAUUCGCCAGCUGCACGAACAAUACGGGCCGGUCAUCCGCAUCGGACCUGACGAACUCUCCUACGCCACACCGGACGCCUGGGAUGACAUUUACGGACGCUACGUCCCGGCGCGGCGGAAAGAAAACCCAAAGCCCGCGUGGUACUGCUCCCCCGACGCGCACGACAUGGUUGGGGCGAACCUGGGCGACCACGGUAGGAUGCGCAAGGUCAUGGGCCCCGGCUUCACGUACGGUGCCAUGUGCAGGCAGGAGCCGCUGAUCAGGGAGCACGUGGACCUGUUCCUGUCGCGGCUGCACGAGCUGGCGGACGGGGACGGCGCCGUGGUCAACAUGCUCGACUGGUUCACGUACUGCACGUUUGACCUGAUCGGAGACCUGGCCUUCGGCGAGCCCUUUGGUUGUUUGAAAAACAGCAUGCUCCACCCCUGGCUGCAGCUCGUCUUUGCAAACAUCUACGUCACGCACAUCCUGAUGCUCUGCAAGCGUCUGCCGGUUUUUUGCGUCUUCCUGCCCAUCAAGACGACGGUCCAGCUCUACCGCGACUUCAAGCGGCACGUCGUCCUGCUCCGGGAGGUUGUCGACCGCCGCAUCGCGCGCACCACGCAGCGAGACGACUUCAUGGACGUCAUGACGAGCAGCAGCAGCAAGAGUCUGUACAUGACCAAGGAGGAGGUUUUCAAAAAUGCAAUCCUUCUGACCGGUGGCGGCGCCGAGACCACGAGUGGCAGCCUGACGGGCAUGGCUUACCACCUGGCCACGAGACCCGAUGUCAAGGCCAAGGUGGUGACGGAGCUGCGGGAGGUGUUCAAGACCGAGGAAGAUAUCAACAUGCGCAGCGUGGCGGCGCUGGAUUACACCGGGGCGUUUAUCGAGGAGGCAAUGCGGUAUUAUCCCCCUGGUCCGAAUGCCAUGUGGAGAAUUACACCGGAAGGGGGGAACACAAUUCUAGGGGAAACUAUUCCAGAGAAGACUGUAUUGGGAAUACCGCACCGCGUGCUAUACCGAUCCUCACGCUACUGGUACAAGGCUGAUGAGUUCCACCCGGAGCGAUGGCUGCCUGAGGGCCGGCGGCCGGUCGAGUUUGAUAGUGAUCGGCGGGAUGGGUUCCAACCGUUCUCGUACGGACCUCGAGCCUGUAUUGCCAAAAAUCUUGCUUACGCCGAAAUGCGCUAUAUACUCGCCCGGUUUCUUUGGCACUUUGAUGUUGAAAUCACAGAGGAGAGCAAGGGCUGGAUGGAUAACCAAAAGGCUUAUUUGGUAUGGGAUAAACCCGGGUUGUGGUUAAAGUUAAAGGCUUUGGAUGUGGAUUCGAAAGCCCAGUAA
This is a messenger RNA of Pyricularia grisea, 1347 nucleotides long. RefSeq lists its product as uncharacterized. Lineage: Eukaryota; Fungi; Ascomycota; Sordariomycetes; Magnaporthales; Pyriculariaceae. The record is from RefSeq and is a predicted model, not a curated record. Bases 1 to 1347 code for a protein of 448 amino acids. Gene Ontology annotation, molecular function: iron ion binding; heme binding; monooxygenase activity. The transcript is spliced from 3 exons.